AUAGACACAAAGAGGUAUAUAACUCUUUAUUCAUCUUCGAUUUCUCUUCCCCUUCAUAUUCGAAUUAUGAACGACAAAGGAAUCAUGGAGAUCGAAGCUACCAUGAAGGGUACAACGACAGUGGGCACUGGGGGGCUGUCUCGUCAGACCAGCAUCAAUAAGACCAACUGCCUUUGCUCACCGACCACUCACCCGGGGUCAUUCAGGUGCAGGCUACACCGAACUCCUUCGCUUCAACGUACCAAGAGCGUUGAGACUACAAACAUACUUCAAGAACCUAUGGCUAAGCCAGAUGAUUCUAGCACCGGAGAUGAACCGGCUAAGUAGCCACUGUCAUCUUAGGUUCGUUUAUGUGUUUGUGCUUUGGAGCAUUAUUAUGAAUCCUUAUGCUAGCUAGUAACCAAACAAGGUAGCAUUUCAUAUCUAUAUUUUGUUCAACCAAAAAUUUUUGGACGUAGGCAUAUGAUAUUCUACUUCUAGAAACGGACACCAAAUUUAAAUAAUCACUUCUCCAUCGCCGGUGCUCGAAAUCUGAUCCUUAUUUCUGUUUCUCAUUUCUUUCUCAUUUCUUUUCUAUGUCUUGUAUUUAUUAUUGGCUUUAUAUAUGGAAGUGUUUCGGUCA
Molecule: messenger RNA, 622 nt
Organism: Eutrema salsugineum
Lineage: Eukaryota; Viridiplantae; Streptophyta; Magnoliopsida; Brassicales; Brassicaceae
Exons: 1
Coding region: 67-327 (86 amino acids)
Source: RefSeq, a predicted model, not a curated record